CCCGCUCUCGUUCGUGAAAGGUCGUGGAAAACGCGAGCCGGGAGAAGACGACAAGGAGCCAAGAAGGGAGUUGGACAGGACAGGACAGCACGCUCCCGGCCCGUUGGCGCUGGCAGGCGGAGGAGGCAGGCAGACGAGGAUUAAGGAAGGAAAGAAGGGAGAGAGGGAGGGAGGGGAUGCACGAGAGCUACUUUCGAAGGGCCCGACGCUUUUCCGCCCCAGCCCAUCGCUUGGCGAGCUCUGCUGUCCGAAAUUCGUCGACGAAAGACGCGUGCCGCUGCGAUCGCCCACGGCACAAUCUUGCUUCAGUUGCUGGCCUGAACAAUGGGGGCUGAGCUAACACCCUCCGGGAGUGAGGACAAAGUAUCGGAACAACAGAGGCCCCUUUUGGAGAAGUCUGGAUAUCAAGGAGAUACGAGCUCCGACACGAUCGUAAAUGUAGGGAACUAUAAGGGGUCUCGAGUCUUCGGUUACAAUUAUAAUAACCGACCCUGCAGGGACAUCCCUUUCACUGUGGUCUUUCUGAUAUUUGUGGUCGCAAGUUUAGCUGUUGGUAUCGUCGCGGCUGUCUACUCCAACCCAGAUUAUCAGUGGAUUGAGAACACAAAAUACCGUCGUGGAUGUGCACUCCCGAAUGUUACAGAUACGGCGUCCUUUAGCUCUGCGAGUGAAGAUCUAUCAGCCCGUCAUGACUCCCAGGUCCUUUGGAGAUUAAUUCAUCCCUUACAUCAAACAGCUUUAAGAGGAGAAGAUCCGCUGGUAAAGCCUGCAUUCUACGUCUUUGUAACAACCCUCGUGCUAGGCUUACCAGUGGCCUAUUUCAUCUUGUGGCUUCUGAGGACAUAUACGGAGGAGCUCGUGUACAUUACGCUUCCGUUUAUCGCGUUGAUACCUCUGGGCAUCAGUGUUGCAACCUUUGUUCUCUGCUUGCGCAAUGAACAGUGCAAAGAACAGUUUAGUCUAACUUUUCAACUUCUCUGCUUGGCCGUCAUCAUUUUAAUGUGUGCUGUAUUUGUAUGGACGAUCUAUGCCAGCUGGGACCGAGUUGAUCUCACUAUCCGCAUUGUGAGGACAGCUGCAGUAGCGCUGCACAAAAAUCUGGGACUUGUACUUGUGUUGCCCGGUCUCGGUGUCGCACUCCUCUUCUACCUUGUUCCAGCAGUCAUCUUCAUGUUCUAUGCCUACAAAAAUGGGAAGAUUGUUCCAAAUCCUGAGCUUGAGCGACACCCGAACUGUGGACCAACAAGUGUAGACUGUUGUAUUUGGAAGCAAGACUCGUGGGUACCUGUAUAUUUGACGUUGACAACAUUUGCAGUUUUGUGGUCGAUCAUGGUCAUCAGUGAGGCUCAGGUUUUUACCAUCAGUGGAACUGUGGCUCAAUGGUAUUUUGCCGAUCCAACAGCAUCGUUAGUCGGGGCGAAAAGAAGGUCUCUCAGGAUUGCGUUUGGUCCAUCAUUUGGGACCGUGUGUUUUUCAGGGCUUAUCGUUGCCUUAGUGCGGAUGAUACGGAGUAUGAUAGACAAUUCUCGGUCCCAGAAUUCCAGUGAAGGCUGCAUGGCUGCUUUUUUCCGUGCAUGUAGCCAAUGUCUCCUCUCAGCUGUGGAGUAUCUUACGAAGUUUACAACAAACUACGCAGCUAUUACAGGAGCUGGUUUCUGUGCUUCAGCUUUAAUGACCUAUGACCUUUUGAGGCGAAACUUCCUUUCGACCAUCGUGGUGGAGACCAUCGCUGGGCGUUUAUUGAGUCAGACGGCUUUCGUCAUUUCAGCCAUAUAUGGACUUCUGGUGUAUGGAGUGCUGAGCAUUUUCGUCGACGGAGGAAAGGCCAUGUGGGCCGUUUCUUUAUUUGCGUUUAUUCUUUUGUUUCUGGUUCUGUUUUUCUUCAUGCAGGUCCUUAACAACAUCGUGGACACAGUGUACAUUUGUUACGCGAUGGAUAAGGAUCAUAAUUUGGUUUCAAAGACCGAGGUGCAUGAUGUUUUGGUCUUGCUUCCUCCCGCAAAAGGAGUUCCAGCUACACUUGGUGUACCCAGCUAGAGAAAACCUGCAAGCAACAGAGAGCCUUGUAUAUUGUCCUGUCUCUGUGAAGGGAAUCCUUGAGACUGCUCAAAAUGUAUGGUAAAUAUAGUAAAACUACGUAGGAAGAAUUGUGUAACUGUUUGUCUGUAGAUUAGCGCUAGUGGAAUAUGAUCUUUGCUGUUACGAAGUUCAAAUCUAUCGUACUCAACGGUACGAGAAGACCAUUGUAGCAUAAUAUACGCUUCGUUGAAUGCCCCAAGGGAGGCGGAAGUGGAUAGAGAUGCUACCCACAGUAUCGUCAACGACAUCGAUCAUAGGUGCAUUAUGCGCUCAAAAAUUGUUAUCCAUCAUCAAUGAUGCAGCCUGUGCGUUGGACAGAAAGAUAUUCUUGCAGUCCCUCGUGAAUUAGUUUAGCUUAUUGCCACAUGUCUGUAUUUUGAGUUUUCGUUGAGUGAGCUUCAAUUAAAGUAAUCAACCAAAGCUGCGAAUUACGACGUUGGGACUCGAGUCUGAAUAGUCCUCUUCAUAUGAGAA
Messenger RNA from Marchantia polymorpha subsp. ruderalis, 2553 nucleotides. The record is from the annotation of a GenBank genome assembly. NCBI's taxonomy places the organism in Eukaryota, Viridiplantae, Streptophyta, Marchantiopsida, Marchantiales, Marchantiaceae.